Molecule: messenger RNA, 1293 nt
Organism: Candida dubliniensis CD36
Lineage: Eukaryota; Fungi; Ascomycota; Pichiomycetes; Serinales; Debaryomycetaceae
Gene: MNT1
Product: alpha-1,2-mannosyltransferase KTR1
Exons: 1
Coding region: 1-1293 (430 amino acids)
Biological process (GO): protein O-linked glycosylation; protein N-linked glycosylation; cell wall mannoprotein biosynthetic process
Cellular component (GO): Golgi apparatus; membrane
Molecular function (GO): alpha-1,2-mannosyltransferase activity
Source: RefSeq, a predicted model, not a curated record
AUGGUUUCUACCAGAUCGAAUGCUCGAUUGAUCAGAUUUGGGAUCUUUGCACUUGUUUUGAUAGGAUGUGGCUACAUCCUUACAAGAGGUUCAUCAUUCCAACCUCCAAGUUAUCAAAAAACACAAUCACCUGCCGCUCAUGAGAAGCAGACCGGUAAUGUUGCUGCCGGUGGUGCCUCCAGUGCUGGUUCUACAGCUCAAGUUCCAUUAGGCAAAAAUAGAGGUCCAAUACCUAAAGCCAUUAAGGGUGCUGGUGAAGGUGGUAGUGAUGCUCCAGUUCCUCAACAAGAUAUUCCUGACAGUUAUACUCUUAAUGACAAAAUUAAGGCUACAUUUGUCACUUUGGCACGUAACUCUGAUUUAUAUUCUUUGGCUGAAUCAAUUAGACAUGUUGAAGAUCGUUUCAAUAAAAACUUCCAUUAUGAUUGGGUUUUCCUCAAUGACGAAGAGUUCAAUGAUGAAUUUAAAGAAACCGUUGGUAGUUUAGUUAGUGGUAACACUAAAUUUGGUUUGAUUCCAAAGGAACAUUGGUCAUAUCCUUCAUGGAUUGACCAAGAAAAGGCUGCUUUGGUACGUGAACAAAUGAGAGAAAAGAAAAUUAUCUAUGGUCAUUCUGAAUCUUAUCGUCACAUGUGUAGAUUUGAAAGUGGAUUUUUCUGGAGACAAGAGAUUUUGAAUGAUUAUGAUUAUUAUUGGAGAGUCGAACCAGAUAUCAAGUUAUAUUGUGAUAUUGAUUAUGAUAUCUUCAAAUGGAUGAAAGACAAUAAUAAAGAUUAUGCAUUCACCAUUUCCUUGCCAGAAUAUAAAGAAACCAUUCCUACAUUAUGGGACACCACCAAAGAAUUUAUUGAAAAGAAUCCACAAUAUUUGGCUAAAAAUAACUUAAUGGAUUGGGUUUCUGAUGAUAAAGGUCAAACUUACAAUGGUUGUCAUUUCUGGUCCAAUUUUGAAAUUGGUUCUUUGGCUUUCUGGAGAAGUGAAGCUUACACAAAAUACUUUGAACAUUUAGAUAAAGCUGGUGGUUUCUUCUAUGAAAGAUGGGGGGAUGCUCCAGUUCAUUCCAUUGCUGCCGCAUUGUUUUUACCAAGAGAAAAAGUUCAUUUCUUUGAAGAUGUCGGUUACUAUCAUGUUCCAUUUACCAAUUGUCCUGUUGAUAAAGAAGUUAGAAAAGCAAGAAACUGUAAUUGUGACCCUAACAAAGACUUUACUUGGAGAGGCUAUUCUUGUACUACAAAGUAUUACACGUUGAAUAAUUUUAAAAGACAAACGGGUUGGGAAAAAUACACUAAUUAA